Messenger RNA from Fusarium verticillioides 7600, 3049 nucleotides. RefSeq lists its product as hypothetical. The transcript has a single exon. Gene Ontology annotation, cellular component: mitochondrial inner membrane. Gene Ontology annotation, biological process: mitochondrial respiratory chain complex III assembly. The record is from RefSeq and is a predicted model, not a curated record. NCBI's taxonomy places the organism in Eukaryota, Fungi, Ascomycota, Sordariomycetes, Hypocreales, Nectriaceae. The coding region runs from base 569 to 2386 and encodes 605 amino acids.
AAUUCGCGGGGAGGGCAUACAUUGGGUUGUUGGAGCAGAGACUCCUUGCGGCGGUGACCGUGACUUUGACUAUGGCUACUAGAGUGGCUCUUCUUGCUGGUACCCAAGUCGGGCAUCAGCGUAUACCAAGAGUCCUCGUACAUGGUGUUGACAGAGCUCAAGGGUUCGUGGGAGCUCGUGUACUGUAACUCAGAAGCCACGCAACAGGCGUUGAAUGUUAAAGUCGGAGCUAACGCGGCCGAAGGGCCGAUGGGCGUUAAAAUAUGGGGCAAUAUCUGACAACAAGACCCUGCAGGCUGCAGCAUAGCAUGUGGCGGGUGCUUCGAUCUGUCUGUGGCACAGUUCCAUCUUCCUUAGCAGACCUGCCACAGCCCAAAGAAUUUUGCUGACCAUUAUCCAUCCGUAAAUAAGUUAGCUACUGUGGAAGCUUCAGCUCUAUGACCUCACAACAUUUUCUCCUUCAUCGGGAGGGCGACAUUGGGUUCAACUUCUUGAUGCAAUUUGAAAUCUCUCAGACCAGAUAUUACCAAUUACAUUGACUCACGACCCUUACUAGCGAGUUUUCAAAAUGAACGUUUCUCGAGCGACUCUUGGGCGAGCUGUUGCCCGCUCCCAAGCUCGUCAGCCUCUUACUGUAUCUCGGCGCCAAUGGGUUCGCCACGCCCACGAUUAUGGCAGCGAGUAUUCUCAGCCUCCUCGCAACCGCGGCGGUAAAAUCAUUAGUUUUGCAGCCGUCUUUGGUCUUGCUGCUGCUGGAGCCUACUUUUAUCCCAUAUUGACUGGAAAGUCUUCAGCACCUAUUGAAGCCGAGAAGAGUGAAGUUCCUACCAAGGCAGAACUCGAGUUUGAGAAGCCUCGCAAGAAAGUCAAGUCCAAAGAAGAGAACCGAGAUCUCAUCAGCUCCCAACAUCUCCAAGUUAAGAAUAGUUGGGAGCAUCCUGGAGUUUAUGCCUGGGGCUCUAAUGUUGGAAAGGUCAUUGAUCCAAACUCCAAUGAAAAAUAUGUCAAAGUACCUCGGAGAAUUUCUUUCUUUGAUGACAAGGUUCUCAGGGACCUCAAGUUGACAUCCAUAUUUGGCGCAGCAGUCACUGAGAAGGGUGAUCUCGUUCAAUGGGGCUUGGGCUACAACCAGCAAGACCCUUCGCCCGUGCCUACACUUGUAGGCAAAGAUCUUGUCAAAAUUGAUGUCUCGCUUGAUCGAAUUAUUGCUCUGUCGCGCAACGGCAAUGUGUACUCUAUACCUGCGUCUCGCAACGAUCAAGAGGGUGGUCUGAAAGAAGAACAGAAAAGGUCCUCCUGGUCUAUAUGGGGAUCUGGUGGUGCCCGAGAGAGCAUACAUUUCCGCAAUCUGACACCCUCUGGUCUGUCAUAUGGUGAGACCGUGAAGGACAUCAGCAGCGGCCAGGAACAUUGCCUCAUGCUCACCUCCAAAGGGCGUGUCUUCUCCGCUGCUGCCAGUGCCCUCGAGUUUCCUUCCAAGGGACAGAUGGGUAUUGCGGGUUUGAAUUGGCAUAACAGGCCCAAGGGACCUUACGACCAACCUCACGAAAUUACAACUCUCAAGGGAUUCGACGUGGCACAGAUUGCAACUGGUGAUUACCACUCGGCUGUUCUUGACAAGGCUGGACGUAUUUUUGGAUUUGGCGACAACUCAUUCGGCCAGCUUGGAAUCGAUACCGACUUUGGCCUUUCAGUUUCUGACACCCCGGUGAUGGUUCCUACCAAUCUGUCCUACGCUGGCACUGGGCUUGUCCCAACGGUAACAUCCAUAGCGGCGGGUGGGAACAAUACUUUCUUCACUGUGGAUGCGAAAACCACGACAGUUCCUGGCAACACAAAAGCUCUUGCUCCGGCGAGGAGGCUUCCUCCCGUGACUACAGAUCUGUGGGCUUGCGGUCAAGGAGUGUACGGAACACUGGGCACUGGUCGAUGGUCACACGUCUCGCCCAAGCCGACCAAGGUGAAGGGUCUUUCGUCGCUGUUCGAGUUUGACGAGAAAACCAACAAGAUGAGCCCCAUUAAACUCAAGUCUCUGUCAGUUGGGGCCACUCACUGCUCGGCUGUCAUGGACAAUGUCACCGAAGUCUCGGUCACGGGCCAAGGGACCGAGAACGAGACCAACUGGGGAGCAGACGUCGUAUUCUGGGGUGGCAAUGAGCACUAUCAGCUUGGCACCGGAAAACGAACCAACUUGAACGCUCCAGCUUAUAUUGCAGCUCUGGACAGCGCAGCCGAUGCUCGUAAGGAGGGUUCACCAGAUUUCCACCGGCUGUCCGUGACUCCUCGCAAGACAAUCCGUCUGGACGGUGGAAAGGGCCGAAAGGUCUCGUUGGAACAAAAGAUUGAGUGUGGCAAGUACGUGACUGGCAUCUACUCUGCCGUGUAAAGCGAGUGACACGGCAAACAACUCAAUUUGUAAGAACAGACUCGCCUCAUUGUAUUAUAAGAAACAUGUAAUCGACAGAUUGUAUCCGCGUGGAUAUGAUUGGGCGUUUGGGAAUGGGAUAAUUCAGCUAUGACUUGAAAUGUUAAAUGCAACUUGGGCAUAUUCCUUGCAACUGAUUGACUGAUAGGCUCAGCUGACCUUACCUGAAAGAUCCAAUAGUGGUCUGAAGCAGUCAUAUGAUGGCUCACACUACUUUUGGGAAUGAAACACAGAAACAUGUGAAUGAUACAUAGUUGAGACAUUAUAGAAACAUGCUCAAUCUGGUUAUUUUUCCAGCAAUGACAGUUACAAUUGAAAGGCGAUGAUUGGCUAAGCUUGGUAGAUCCUUGGGCAUAUCACAAUAACACCUGUUGGCAAUUUUCAUCUGAACAUCCUUGGACAUCUUGCACUUAUACAGGGGUUCAUGAGAUGUAUAUGUACUGUCGUAUGAAUCAUGUUAGUGUGAACUAGGGAGCAACACGAGGAUUGAUCAUGUUGAUCCAGUCGAUGCCACGCAAGCAAAUGCCGCUGAGUCAUGAAGAUAAAAUCGAGAAUAGAAUAGAAUGAGGCACAGAUCGUGGAGGAGUACCCUGUAAAGAUGGUGGUUAAUAGGGAGUUGGUUGC